AUAAUAACCUCACUGUCACCAUGUACAGCACUAGUUUAUUAUCAGUAGUAUUAUUAUCAUCCGGUUAAAGUAAGCACAUAUAUAUUAAUGAUUGUACAGCUUUGAAAAUGAAUUCACCCAAAAAGGGGAGAACUCUUCGUUGAACUAAUCUUUCUUAAGAAAUGCCAAAACUCUAUUUAGGCAAAAGAAAAUCGUUGAGUCUUACCAUUUUGGUGUUGACUGUUUUAUACUAUGACAGAUUUUGAGAUGAUCAGAUAAUUGGGAAUUACUGAAUUGAGCAUGGAUCCAUUGGUAUCGUUCAACUCGAUGAAGUAUAUUUAUGUAGUUGGAAAUUCUGAAAUAGUAACUAACUGACUGAAUGAAUACAGAUCUAAUCAUACAAAACAAACUUUCAUAAAUUUUGAUAUACAGACUAAAGUUUUAAAAUCACACCUCAUAAAUAAACUCAAAUACAACACGGAGAACAGCAAUUCAACCACACUUGAUGGCGAAACUCUGAAAGAUGAAGAAUCCUUCACAUACCUGGGAAGCAUCGUCGAUAAACAAGGAGGUUCAGAUGCAGAUUUAAAAGCAAGGAUUGGCAAAGUAAGGGCCUCAUUCCUUCAAUGAAAGAACAUAUGGAACUCAAAACAACUUUCAACCAAUAUCAAAGUCACAAUCUUCAAUACUAACGUCAAGGCAGUUCUACUGUACGGAGCUGAAACUUGGAAUACUACAACAACCACCGUCAAGAAGGUGCAAGUAUUUAUCUACAGUUGUCUACGCAUGUUACUCAACGUCCAUUGGCCAGAUACCAUCAGAAACAGCCUUCUGUGAGAGAGAACAAAACAGCUUCCGGCUAAAGAAAAAAUUUUGAGAUGGUGGAGAAGAUUUGUAGCUCAGGUGGAAGCGGAAAAGAGAAAGGCCAAAGAACACAUUACGUCGGGAAAUAGAAUCAGACAUAAAGUGGAUGAAUAACAACUGGAAAGGAUUGCCCAGGACAGGGUUGGAUGGAGAAUGCUGGUGAGUGGCCUAUGCUCCUUCACGAAGAAAAACAGGCGUAAGUAAGUAAGUCAUAAAUAAACGAUAUUUGCAUUCAUUAUCAUUAGUUUGUAUUUUGCACUAACUGAGUAACAAUUUAAUUUUCGAGAUUAUCAUAAAUGAACUUCAUAGAUAACAUGCAUUGGACUAUAGACCUUUAAGGUUAUAUCAUUAAUCAAUUGAAAGAUUUUAAGAAGGUGGGGGGGUGUAUACAUUAAGCUAAUUAAUAUCAAAUAAGACGAAACAUGUCCUUAGUUUCACUGUAAACUAAACUUGUUUAGAAUUAUUUUUUCCUGGUUAACGUUAUUUUAGCGAGUUAGUUCUCUACGGGAUAGGGUCACUAACCGCAAACACAACCUUCCUCCUUUAGCCGAACUUGAGACCGGUAGUAAUUUUAGAAGAGCUACUAAAGUUAACAUUUAAAUGUUACAUUUAUUGUUCACAAAAUUCUGUUUCUACGCAUAUAGCAUAGUAACAAUAAUGAAUAGUUUUAAAUGACCUAACAUUGAGACAACUUUGUAUUACUUAAUGUAUCCUAACAUUACUAAUAUACAGUAUAUCACUAAAUGUAACUAUUUAUUGUUGAAUUACACAUAUAGCUAAUGGCAUAUUCAUUCAUUGAUCGUCAAGUGACAUUCAAUAUUUGAUAUGUCUAGCAUAUAUCGUAUGAAAUUACUGAACUAUAUUAUUAUACAAGGUUAUCAAUUUGGUGUGAUCACCUUUAAUCCUUCGGUCUAUAAUCACAAAUGGUAUGAUCAGAGUGUGUGUGUUGGUUAUCAUAUAUAUAUAUAACUUGUAUUUACCGCAGUAGUAUAUUUCAAAAUUGAGACUACAAAAACUGGUUUUUCUAUGUGGUUCACAAUCUUUUUCAUACUCUUCUGGUCAUCAGUUUGGACAGAACAUAUUCCUGUCAGUAAAAUUCAUCUGAAUCAACAUGGAAUGUUCACAGAUCCUCGUGGAUUCAUUAGAUUAUUUAGAGGAUUUAACAAUGUCCGAAAAUCAUUCCCAUGGUAUACAGUAAAAUCUUUGAAUAUCACACAAAUGAAGAUUUUUCAAAAUUGGGGUUUGAAUGUUGUUCGAUUAGGUGUUAUGUGGAGUGGAGUAAUGCCAAAUAUAUCAAUAGUGAACACUACAUAUUUAAAUCAAAUUGAAAAGUUGAUUGAUUUAUAUGCUGAUCAUGGAAUUUAUGUGAUAUUAGAUAUGCAUCAAGAUGGAUUAUCGAGUCGAUAUGGUAUUUACGAUGGUAUACCACUUUGGUUAAUUGAUCGAUUUAAAAGACCACCAUACGUUUUGCAACAGCCUUGGCCGUAUAAAAAGUUGCCCAAAUGGGAUGGGGCGUAUUAUUUAACUUACGAAUGUACGAAUGGAGCUCAACAGUUAUAUCACAAUGUAUCAGGUGCUUGGAUUCACUGGGGUGAUUUUUGGGAAACCGUAGCUAAACAAUUUGGAAAGAAGUCAAAUGUACUUGGUUAUGAUUUGAUUAAUGAACCUCCACCUGGAAACUUUUAUUCUAAUCCAUUACGAGCGUUUUCAGGUUAUGCUGGUCGAUAUAAUCUACUACCAGUUUACGACUAUCUUGUUGAGAGAAUACGUAAAUAUGACAAUUCAACAUUAAUAUUCUAUGAACCAGUUACAUAUGGGAUAUUUACUCCUCUAACCUCUUCAGGAUGGUUAGGAACUGGAUUUCAACGUGUUCCUGGAGCUAAUCACGAUAAAUCAGCACCGAGUAAAAGUGUUUUAUCAUAUCAUUAUUAUUGUUGGGUAUUACAGGCUGAUUAUCCAAACUCCACAAUGCCAUUCUGGAAGAGAGUCUUAUGUGACUCGUUCCUGUUACCAACUGUGAUAUCCAAUGCAAUUAAAGCAACAAAAACAACUGGAGGUGGUAGAUUUCUAACUGAAUUCGGUUUGUGUGGAGAUGAUGGAAAUCCACGUAGUGUAAACACAGUGGAAUGUAAUGCGAUAUUGGACGAAGCUGAUAAACAUUUCGAAUCAUGGACAUAUUGGGAUGGAAACUUUCUAGAUGGCUUAGGAAAUCCUAUUAAAAGCGAGGUGGAAUCUUUCAUUCGUCCUUAUCCUCAAUCAACAAAUGGAAUAUUUCGUAAACAACAAUUUAAUUAUAAAACUGGAAAAUUUCGUUUCUCUUUCAUUACAAAUCGGUUAUGUAAUCAAACUAAUGAGAAACAAUGUUUAAUUGCAGAAAUAUACAUACCAUUAUCUGUACAUUAUCCAAAUGGAUUUGCAAUGAAUAUAGAACCAAAUUAUUUAAUUACUGAAAUGAAGGCAAAUAUCCUGUCUAUAUACAUGCCAACUAAUGAACAGAAUAAACGCGUAAUUGUUGACAUUGAAAUUGUUAGAAAAUAACUUCUCCCACCCCCCAAGUUGGAUAUGACUUGAGUAAAUUAUCAUUGCCAUUAUACAAACGAUGUAUUCAUUAACAUUUAACUGAAUAGUUGAAAUGAAGUUUUAUACAAGUAAUACAAUGGUUGUUGUUCAUUGUUGCUAUUUGAAUUAUUUUUCUUGGUUAGCGUUUUUGAGCGAGUUAGUUUUCUACGAGAUGACUUCUCUAACCCGAUGCCCAAACCACUCUAUUUUAUCCGGGCUUGGGACCAGCAGUAGCCUCAGAUGGGCUCCACGAGAAGUUAUUGUUAAUAUGUAUGACAAUAUAAUUAGAAUAAACGGUUCACUCGAUGAA
Messenger RNA from Schistosoma spindalis, 3712 nucleotides. NCBI's taxonomy places the organism in Eukaryota, Metazoa, Platyhelminthes, Trematoda, Strigeidida, Schistosomatidae. The record is from the annotation of a GenBank genome assembly.